AUGACCAUGGACAUGUCGGACGAUAUGCUCGUCGAUACGUCGUUUCCCGCACCUCAGCCAUCAGUAGCAGCCAAGGAACUCGACGCUGCAUCAACGACGCCUCCUCUGCUUUCUGCCGACGACGAUGUAGAGCUUCCGUCAAUACCAAUCCCCGACGAGGCUGCUUUGGCUGCGGCGGCAGCUGCGAUGGCCGCGGCCGCACAAGGUCAAGCAGAGGGUUUGGCCCAGCAGCAGCAGCAGCAGCAGCAGCAACAACACACGGCCGACCACAAUGACUUGGGCGGCGCUUCAGAGGAUCUCGAUUCGUAUCUUCUCGCUGCUGCGGCCGCUUCGGUCCAUGCGCAACAACAACAUCUCAGCGACGACCAGCAGAAGGCGCAGUCGGAGCAAAACUUCGACAUUGCCGCUACGUCCAUCCCGAAUGGCACAUAUACCAUCGACGCCUCUGUCAACGGCUCCAACGUCGACGAUGCUCGAGCUCGAGCUGCUGUUCAGGACCGAUGCCAAAAGUACAUUGACGACCGUACACCGUUUCCUCUCACCAUCGGCAAUCGUACGCCAGGCGGAGUCGCUGAACUCCUCGCAUCCAGCAAUGUUGGUCAACAUGACUCGCAAAACCUUGCCCAUCUCCCACUUACUGAAGCAAAAGUUGAGUUGGGAAAGACCAGGUGUUACUGGGCGCUUCUCUCCGCAGAUCAUUCCAAAGGCAACGGACCGACCGGUGAAAAGCUCGAAUUUGUCUAUCUCGACCCCAUCUUGCAACAGCACAUGGCCGAGCAAGCUAGCCAGAUGGUCGGCUCCGAUUUUUACGACUAUGUCCAUCCCGAAGAGCGCGACCGCGUCUGCGAUGACAUGCAAAAGAUCGUGGAAAGCCGCACUCUUUUUGGAAGCGUCACGCGCUGUCGCUAUUCGCGUAUCCCGCACAUCCGCGAGCUGCUCGGUGCCUCGAACCCUCCCCGAGAUCCUGAAGCAGAUCGCUACGUAGAAGACGAUAGCUUUGUGGCUAUCGACAUUAUCAUCAACUGGAUCGGCGACGGUAUGCUGCUCUGCUUCUUCCACGCCAUCAUUGAUAAGGCUGCCGAGGACAAUGACGAGCAGAACAAGUCGGAAUGGACCAAUUGGUGCGGCACUCCAGGAGGUAGUUUUACCGUACGUCAGUGCGACACCAUCUGGAAGCAAGUCAAGGCGGUUCCACGCGAGACGAUCGCCGCCUCGGGCCCCGACCACGUCUUUCAGGUCAUCGAAGCGGGAGGCGACAGCCGAGUGCUGCUCAGCUGGCCUCCUCCCCGCCUCUUUUCCGGCCACCACGUCGAGGCAAAUCUACUGGCGCAGUCAGACACCACGGCGUUCCAAGACGGCUCGUACUUUGCCGACGACUUUGCACGGCUUGCGCAAGGCGUAUCGAUCGCACCUGGAUCCUCUUCGCUCUCGGACGCAAACACGAGCUGUACAAGGCGAUUCCGCGCCAAGCAUACCUUGACCUCCGAGGGCAAGGUUCGCAGCAUCGAAAGCGUCCUUAUUCCUUACGGCGGUGUCAUUCUGGCUUGCUUCCACACAACCUUCCAGCAAGAGCUGCCUCCUACGGAUCCGAAGCUGGUUCUGCAAGCGCGAGCUUCUCUCGAGGCUCAAGCCGAACGACGUAAGGCUGAUGACCAUGAAUCUCCGAGCUCUUCAAACAAGCGACAGCGAACCGAUGGUGGACCUGUGACAAGCGACAAUUCGAUGGAUGCCAAGCCGCAAAUGCCAACUUCGGUUGCUGCAUCGACACUGUCACCAUCAAGAGAUGGCGCACCUGCAUCUGCUUCAACAGAACCAUCACUCAAACCGCAAGAUUGUGUCACUGCGGCCACCGACGGCUCUCACGCGCAGUCCAACGGUCACUCUACUAAGGCAGUGAAUGGGAGUCCGCCGAAACCAGUAGUGUCCAAAUACCAAAAACCAGCGAUCAAACCUGAAGCAAACGGUCUUGCAGCCCUGGCCAACCCGAGCCUAAUGUAUACUAAUGCGCCUAUCAAAGCCCCCGGCACGCCCACAAGCACCGCCGCCGCUGCUGCCACCAAUGCCGCACGAGCAGGCUCGGAGCGCACCCCUAGCACGCCAGCUGCGAAAGCAGCCAACGGCCGCUCGAACCACGUCGCCUCUCCCUCGCCUGCUACAACCUCCUCUGCCACCGGCGCCUCUCCUGGCGCAUCACCCAACAAAGCCUGCACGGGCUGCGGCAAGAUCAACAGCCCCGAAUGGCGUCGUGGGCCAUCGGGACACAAGACCCUGUGCAACGCUUGCGGUCUGCGAUACGCUCGCUCGCUCACGCGUCGCAAGAAGAAGAAGGGCAAGGACGGCGAGGUCGAGUUCAUCGAGCCGACAGGCGAUCCGACAGUGGUUCCGAAGAGUCGGGGUGGAGGUGGUGGUAGUCUUCCGGGUGUUCAUCGGAAGAAUAGUAAGAAGAGGAAGGAGGAGGAGGCUGCGAAGGAAGCUGCUACUGCCGUUGCGGGUGUCGUAGCAUCCGUGUCUCCUAGUGCCAGUGCUUCGUCUGCUGAGCCGAUGCAGAGCCCGGCUGCUGGCGUCGUGGCAGAAGCGAAGGUUCCGUCGCCUGCUCCAGCGGGCGGGGACAAGCUAGCUGCUUCGAAGCGGGUGAAGGUCGAGCCGGUCGAAGGCAGUACACUAGCACGCGGAAACAGCGUUAGCGACGACAAGGAAGCCUCACUGUCCGCCCUCGCACCCGCUGCUGCAGCAACCGAGGUGGUUUCGGAUCCGGCUCACUCGAUAGCCGUCUCGAUCGCACUCGACGCCAUCGCCCAAGCUACAUCCUCAGCACCGCUCAUCGACGCCGAAGGCCUCGCACUCCCCGUAUCCAACGCAAUCAGCCGCGCCAUCGCUGCCACCAUCAGCAGCACGGACAGUAGCAGCAGCGCCGCUCUUGCUGCUGUCAGUCCGCACACGCCCAGCGGCAUCCUCUCCACCGCACCCAGCACGACAGCAUCGCCGACCGCAGUGGAUCUCGACCCCGCCGUCAGCGCCGCUGCGCUGCAGACGAUCGAAUCGGUCGUCUCGGAAGCGCUGUACAAGCAGCUCGUGCAUUCGUCGCUACCGGAAACGCCGCCUGCGGAUGUGAAAGGUGGCACGAAGGAGGAAGAGGGUGAAAGGCAGGUGGACUUGACCGAGGCGCUGACGGCGGAUGCGAUCCGCGCGGCGGCGCAGGCUGCGGUUGCUCAGGGUGUGGCUGAAGAAUAG
Molecule: messenger RNA, 3231 nt
Organism: Sporisorium graminicola
Lineage: Eukaryota; Fungi; Basidiomycota; Ustilaginomycetes; Ustilaginales; Ustilaginaceae
Exons: 1
Coding region: 1-3231 (1076 amino acids)
Biological process (GO): regulation of DNA-templated transcription
Molecular function (GO): sequence-specific DNA binding; zinc ion binding
Source: RefSeq, a predicted model, not a curated record